This is a messenger RNA of Paramecium octaurelia, 2779 nucleotides long. NCBI's taxonomy places the organism in Eukaryota, Ciliophora, Oligohymenophorea, Peniculida, Parameciidae. The record is from the annotation of a GenBank genome assembly.
AUGAGAUCAAUAAAUAAUUCGAUAGAUACUCCAUCUAUAAAAGUUAAAUUUAAUCAUAAUGAUAAAAUUGAUGAAAUGAAAACGACGAAAACCAUGAAAAAGAGGGAUGUUUAACCUGAGAUAUCAAUAGUUUGGGAAUAUUACAUGUAUAUGAUAAUGUCUUUGUUGGUUGAGAUUAUCGUGUUGAUUUUCAACAACUAGACCAAAAUCCUCAACACGAUCAGACUGAUUGUAUUUAUUCUUAUUUUUAUGGGUUCACUCAUCUACAUAAAGAAAAUACAGUAAAAUUAAUUAUUGUGCUUGAUAUGUUUGAUUAAAAUAUUUUAGACUUCAACCAUUUGUUUAAACGAUGAGGUUUAUUUGAUUGCUAUUCUACCACUUGCAUACGAUUAAAUUGUUAACAAGAAUAAAGUUGCAAUUAAAUUGAAAGUGCUUGAAAAAAUAUUGAUGAAAGUCAUAGGAGUAAGUUUAAUUUCUAUUUUUUCAAAAUAACCCAUAGCCAUAACUAUAAAUUUAUGUUUGGUGAUAUUGGAAAUUUAUAGAAAUCGUCUUGUUUUCAAGAAAAGAGAGGAGAGUCAAUCAUUAAUUAAUCAUAAAAAACCUCUGGAUUAUGAAUAAGUCUCUCACAGUGUCACUCAUAGAGUAGAAAACAACUAAAGAGAAGAUGUAUGGAAGAAACGAUUUUAUGCAAUCCCAUUAUCGAUUUUAAUGAUAUCCAAAGAGACUUUAAAAAUUACAUACAAAAACAAGACUCUAUUCAAAUAGUUUUGUGAUAGUUUCAUCAACGAAGAAGAAUUGGAGGACCUUAUAUUAAAUAAGCUGCAUUUUUCACUCCUAUCGGAUCAUCAAGAGUUCGUGUAAUUGUCAUCUACAAAUAUUAUAAAAUUAAAAUAAAAAAAGUCGAAUUCAUCGAACAUUUUUAAUUAGAAAUCUUGUAUGACUCAAUUGAGUUCCUAUGAUUUGAUGCAGAAGAGAUCGCUAAUAGAAAUUUUGACUUCAAUCAAAAGCGAAACCUAUAAUUUGUAAAAGGACGUUAUCGAGUUAUUUUGUCAGUAAACAGAAAUAUCGGGAGCAAAAUAUUAAUUAGAGGCCAAAAUAAUAUUGUCAGAUAAAGAUGACGAAUUCUUUGUGACAAUUAAUGACACAUCAAAAUAAAAUGAAAUCCAGUAAUUCAUAGUAAAGGAAGAAUUUAAGAGCAAAGUAUAUUAUUUAAAUAUUUGAGAUUAUAGAAUCAUUUUCUCAUGAAUUACGAACUCCAUUAAAUAGUGCCAUUAACUUUUUGUAAGCCUCUAUAGCUGAUAGCACCAUCGAUGAUAAAUUGAAACUUCAAACUCUUGAGCCAGCAGUCUAUUCAUUAAAAUUAUAAUCAUACUUAAUCAAUGACAUCUUAGAUUAUUAACGUUAUAAUGCAAAUCAAUUGGAACUCUACGUAACUGAAUUUUCGGUACAAGAUUUCCUCAGUGACUUAACCUCCCUAUUUAGCAUAUAAUUUGAUAUGAAGAAGAUUGCCUUCAAUUUAGAUUUAACUAAGAAUUGCUUACAGUAUUUUAGUACUGACCAAACUAAACUAACUUAAAUAUUAGUCAAUCUCCUCUAAAAUUCACUCAAGUACACUUCUAGUGGUGUGAUACAACUAAAAUUUAGUAGUAAAUAAAAUGAUAUAGUGAAAAUUGUUGUUCAGGAUUCGGGAUUAGGGAUUGCUCCCAAUGUGUUAGAAUAAGUCAGAGUCACUCUUAAGAAUGUUGAGGAGAGCAAGGAUUUUUAAACCUUUAAGGAAUGGAAAGGGUUUGGUUUGUUAAUAGUUGCCUUAUUGCAUCAAACCCUUUGUCCUCCAUCAUAAAAGUAAAUUCAAAUUGAGUCAACUGGAUUUAAUAAGGGUACGAAGAUCAAAUUCUACAUUUUAAAUUUUAAUUACAGUUCGAAACAAAAUACUAUCAAACAAUCAUUAAGUGCAAAGAAUACGCUCAGACAAUCCUAAAGUGUUAAGAAAUCUCUAAAAUCUAAUUCUCUUAGUUAGAUAUUGGCAAAGAAUGGAACAAUCUAUUUAGCUUAAGACCUCGCAUAAGUAAGUUAACAUAUGAAGAAAAGUGAAAGGUUUCUGAAUUGUGGUUCAAACACUUUGGAUGACUUCUCAGAAUUGUCAAGAAGUCCAAAAAUUUAAUUUUGUUCGCCAGAUGCUAAUAUAUCUUAAUUAGUCUAAAUUUAACCCGUUUUGAUUACAGAUAUAAAAUCAAGUUAAAAGAUAUAAAUAAAAAAUAACAACCCUUUGUUUUAGUCAUGCAAAUCUCAAAAAUCCCAAUUAGUCAAUCUAAAUCAAUUUAGAAAGAUGGAAACAUAAUAUAGAGAAGAUAUCUUCAAAUCUUUAGCAACCAAAAAGAAUAGUUGUAAUUGCAAUGUCAUCCUGUCAGUUGAUGAUGAAAUAUUCAAUUAAAAAUCAGUUGAAAGACUCCUAUAGCAAAUUGGAUUCGAUGUUAAAUUGGCAUUUAGUGGUGACGAAGCAAUAAAUCUACUUUUGAAUCUGAAACCUUGCAGUUUAGGAUGCAACAUUUUGACUAUCAUUCUAAUGGAUUAUUAGAUGCCACAAAAGGACGGGAUAGCAACAACUAAAGAGCUGAGAAAACUCAUGUCAGAUGGAGUGAUUCCUGAGAUUCCAAUAAUUGGUUUGACUGCCUUUACAGGUUAGUAAGAUAUUAGAAAUUGCUUGAUUGCAGGCAUGAGCGAUGUGUUAUCAAAACCAUUAAAAAUACAGGAAUUAAAAGAUGUAUUAGCAUCUCUAUGA